CCUUCGCUUGUCACGGUGCGCCAUGGCACAAUCGAACAACGACGAACAGCUCAAGGAGAUCAUCGUUCUGGGUGCAGGUGUUGUCGGCCUCACCACUGCAUUAAGAAUCCAGGCGCAAGGCGAUUACCGUGUCACGAUCGUUGCCGAAAACUUCCCCAUCGACCCCAAGUCCAGCCGAUACACCAGUCACUGGGCGGGUGCACACCAUGUCAGCCAUGCUUAUGACGAUCUAAGACAGCGAAAGCUUGAUCAAGAUACCUUCGAUGUAUUGUGGAAGCUAUCAGAACCAGGCGGUGCAGCCGAAGGUUGUUUCUUGCGGCACCCCCACACCGAAUAUCGCGGAGACGACCUCGCUAAUGCUGAAUGGCUUCACUACAUGCCAGGUUUCAGAUAUAUAGAGAGCAACGAGCUUCGUGGUCCAGCAAAGACGGGAUUCUCUUUCAGCACCGUCAGCAUGAAUACUCCGGUAUAUCUUAACUGGCUUUUGUCCGAAUUCCUUGCCAAAAAUGGGACCAUCGUGCGCGGAUCCCUGCAGCACAUCAGUCAGCUUCUUGAGCGAGGAACCAGUCCUUACACAGGUGUCCAGUCGCACCGUGACGUCGACGCUCUUGUUAUAUGUGCUGGUAUUGGCGCACGCGCACUAGGAGGCGUUGAAGAUAAGGACGUAUUCCCAAUUCGCGGUGAAACUGUGCUCCUCAGAGCUCCCUGGGUCAAGUUCGGGAGGACCAUGACCGAAGCUGAUGGGACGUACACCUAUUCGAUGCCAAGGAGCAACGGUGAUGUGUUGUGCGGUGGCACAAGAGUGCCCAACGACUGGUACCCGGUCCCGCGCCCUGAAACAACCGAGGACAUUCUUGUGCGGGCUCUGAAGCUUACGCCGGAGCUUGCACCCCCGCAGACGCGGGUCGAUCGCGAGCCCACUGUUGAGGACCUUCGCCCCAUCAUUAUUGAACCAGGUUGCGGCCUGCGCCCCGGGCGAAAGGGUGGCAUCAGACUCGAAGUCGAGUGGCUGGACGCCCCCACACGAGGCAAGGUGCCCGUGGUGUAUAACUACGGACACUCUGGUUAUGGCUUCUUGUCGUCGUGGGGCUCAGCGAAUAUGGCCGCGGAGUUGCUAGAAAGUGCCUUCAAGACGGGUGCUCCAGCGGAUGCGACACCUGCAUCUGGUGAUUGUGCAUCUGAGAAUCCUGGGAACUGAGAUGUUGUGAAUUGUGGGGGAGCGAUCUAUGGCAAAUGUAAGUUGAAUAUCUUUGCGUUCCACUCCAGUUACAAGGGAAGAAUGCUGCAAUGAAUGCUGUACUACAAGGCGUAUGUAGGUGUACGAGAGACACAUGUAAACGAUAGCUGUAUUGAUGACAAAUGAACAGGACUACCCGGAUCA
Messenger RNA from Suillus clintonianus, 1381 nucleotides. RefSeq lists its product as uncharacterized. The coding region runs from base 23 to 1198 and encodes 391 amino acids. The transcript is spliced from 8 exons. NCBI's taxonomy places the organism in Eukaryota, Fungi, Basidiomycota, Agaricomycetes, Boletales, Suillaceae. Gene Ontology annotation, molecular function: FAD binding; D-amino-acid oxidase activity. The record is from RefSeq and is a predicted model, not a curated record.